Harpegnathos saltator (Jerdon's jumping ant) is the source of this 498-nucleotide messenger RNA. RefSeq names its product histone-lysine N-methyltransferase SETMAR-like. The record is from RefSeq and is a predicted model, not a curated record. Gene Ontology annotation, biological process: double-strand break repair via nonhomologous end joining; replication fork processing; DNA integration. Lineage: Eukaryota; Metazoa; Arthropoda; Insecta; Hymenoptera; Formicidae. The coding region runs from base 1 to 498 and encodes 165 amino acids. The transcript has 2 exons. Gene Ontology annotation, cellular component: condensed chromosome; site of double-strand break; nucleus. Gene Ontology annotation, molecular function: histone H3K36 methyltransferase activity; histone H3K4 methyltransferase activity; DNA topoisomerase binding.
AUGGUGACUGGCGAUGAAAAAUGGGUCACAUACGAGAACAACAGGCGAAAUAGAUCGUGGUCCAAGCGUGGUGAGCCGGUCCAAACGAUCGCCAAGCCCGGAUUAACGGCCAAGAAGGUUUUACUGGACCUGAAGAAGAUUGAAACAGGCGAUCGACGAGAAGCAGCCAGAAUUGGCCAAAGGAAGGGUGUUGUGUUCUAUCAAGACAAUGCCAGGCCGCACACAUCUUUGACGACGCGCCAGAAGCUCCGAGAGCUUGGAUGGGAGGUUAUAUCGCACCCGCCGUAUAGCCCAGACCUGGCUCCAAGCGAUUAUUACCUUUUUAAGCAUUUGCAAAAUUUUCUUGAUGGUACAAAACUGGCCUCAAGAGAAGCUUGUGAAAAUGAGCUGGUCAAGUUUUUUACCAAUAGGGACGAUGACUUCUUCAAUCGCGGAAUUAUGAAAUUGCCUUCAAAAUGGACAAAAGUUAUCGAACAAAACGGCGCAUAUUUGAUCUAA